AUGGCCAUCGAUGCAGGCGUCCACAUGGUGGUCCCCGCCAUGCCCCUCCGCGACAGCGACGACCUCCUCAACUUCAACCUCCUCAACGACAGCGCGUACAUGGACUACGACGCCUGGUUCGACCAGCAACACCUCAUCUCGGCCAUGACCCGUGCCUGUCCGCAAAUGAAACUCCGGUCGCCUGCCGAGGAGGACUCGCCCUCCAUGCCCGUCGCCCACAGGUGGGAGGUGGACAUCGGCUCUGCCCCUGGCUUCCGCAUGCUCAGCGGGUACUUCUGGGUCGGGCGCCCGUUCAAGGCCUGGUUCGAGGAGGAACUGAGGCGCCAGCGCUUUCUCGACCACAUCGCGACCCCACAGCUGGGCGACGAUGGUGGAGUUGGUGGAGGUGCUGCUGCUGCUGCUGCUGCUGACAGUGAACGCGGCGCGACUAUCAUCACCAUCGCCUCGCAGUUUCUCGUCUUUCGCAUUACCGACGACGCCACGGGCCGCGAUCUGGCGCUGUGGAACGACCUGUCCGCCCUCGUCCGGUUCAAGGAGGCCCCGCGCGCCAUCGCCCACGAGGUACUGUCUUUGAUCAAGCGGCCCUACAUUGGCGUUCACUUCCGCACCGAGAGGGACAACAUCUGGUCGUCGUUUGAGAACCAGCUCCGGGUCGACCUGGACGCGCUGGAUCAGAUCUGGGCGCAGUACGGGUCUCCUGGACAGGAGAAGCCGCUGAUUGUCCUGGCCUGUGGGGAUGAGUCGCAGAUCCAGCGGUUUGCGGACGCGGCGGCGCUACGAGGGUGGAAAACGACGUCGAAAUACGACAUUGCAAAGGAUGACCCGGAGACGUUGAGGCAGCUGAGGCAUCUGCCGUUUGAUUUCCAGGGCGCGGUCGACAUGGCGAUCAUGUUGAGGAGUUACUUCUUUCUGGGGAUCACGGGUAGUGCGCUGAGCAGCACCGUGGCGAAUAUGAGGGACAGCACUGGUAGAUAUAGAGGGAGUAGUCUGUUUUACGCGGAUGAUGGGGAUGCCAGGACGCAUUUGUUUAAUGACGGCGACGCUUCUGCGUAUCCGUGCUGCUUAUAA
Molecule: messenger RNA, 1068 nt
Organism: Cryphonectria parasitica EP155
Lineage: Eukaryota; Fungi; Ascomycota; Sordariomycetes; Diaporthales; Cryphonectriaceae
Exons: 1
Coding region: 1-1068 (355 amino acids)
Source: RefSeq, a predicted model, not a curated record